Gryllus bimaculatus (two-spotted cricket) is the source of this 951-nucleotide messenger RNA. The record is from the annotation of a GenBank genome assembly. Lineage: Eukaryota; Metazoa; Arthropoda; Insecta; Orthoptera; Gryllidae.
AUGCAGACACUGUGGAGACAAAAUGCCUUCGAUGGUAUGGAAUCAAACAAUGAAUCAGAAAUACAAUGUGAUCUUAGUAAUACUAAUGAAAUAUGGGAAAGUAAGAUAGUUGAUGUUACAAGCAUUGAUUUUCAAGAUGAAAACUCCAACACUGAUCUGACAGCUCAAGCUUGUCGUAAUGAAAACAUAAGAGAAAAUAAGAAGAAUGAAUCAAGCAAAGAGAGUAAUGUUUUUGAUUGUGAAGAUCACUGGCUAGAUCAUAUUAGACAGCAUAUUCUUAACACACAAUUACAAGUACAUGAUCACUUUCUAUGUCAAGACUGUAAUCAACUCUUUGAAACACUUGCAGCUUUUAGUGUGCAUGCUUGUCCUUAUAAACAAUAUGAAAAAUGUGAUAAUGUUGAUGAUAUUGUCGAAGAAACAUCAGAUACCUUUCCAUGUGAUACAAAUCCUAAUGGAUUUCAGGCAAUUGUUACCGAUAAUAAAAAAUAUAUUGUCCCUGAAGAACUUGAGUCAAGUGUUAAGCCAUAUAUUUGUGAUGUAUGUGGAAAGGGAUUCACUCAGAACUCUGGGCUCUAUACACAUCGAAGGGUUCAUACAGGAGAAAAACCAUAUGCAUGUGAUCUAUGUGGAAAAAAAUUUCGUCUGAAACAUGAUCGUGACAACCAUAGGCGCUGCCAUACUGGUGAGCGUCCAUACCAGUGCACUUACUGUGGCAAGGCCUUUCGCACAAGCCAUGAUCAUCGACAACACCUUCUCAUCCAUACUGGCCAACGCCCUUAUCGGUGUGAUUACUGCAGUAAAGGAUUUCGACGAAUUAAUGGCUUGAAUGUGCAUAAACGAAUUCACACUGGUGAAAAACCAUACGGUUGUGCAAUUUGUGGGCGUCAUUUCACACAGAAAGGAGACAUGAUGAAACACUGCAAGACACAACAUGGGAACACAUUCUGA